GGCACGUAUAGUUUUUGCUAUCCUCUGUCACCCUUUUCCCUGGCGAAUAUAUAUCUAAGAUGGCGUCUGCAAGUUUGGUACGCAUACGUAAGCUCUGCUUGCUAUUAAUCCUUGCUGAUGUCACUGACAUUUCAGAAGAAGUGUCUGUUCAGCACGUUCUCGAACCAAUCACCGCUAGGGAUUCUGACAGGCUCGUCAUCCUGCCAUGUGACUUCUACACGAAAACGUACGAGACACCAGAGAUCACGUGGUAUCACGAGACACUCGAUGAGAGGAGACUUAUCAUGCGGUAUGAUAUUCACAACCGUCUGUCGUCUUACGGGGAGUUCGAAGGCCGGGUUGUAAGAGGAGACCGAGGGGCCCUGGUUCUGCUCGGGCCGAGGUCAAGGGAUGCCGGCAACUAUUCGUGUGAGGUUGAAGUGGACAACGAGAUCCCAAGCCGGGUGAAAUCUACCGUGAUGCUGAAGGUCAUAAAAGACACAGUUGCUACCAACGAUGACAAUGCUAUGAAUAGAACAGUCCUAAUUUCAAUGUACUGGCUUAUCUCGGUGAUGUGUGCACUUCUGCUCAAUACAGGACUCAGAACACUGGCUAGGAAUGCGUUUUACCAUCCUGGAAAUAUGCCGACGAAACAACGGCUAAAACACAUCCUGAUCUCAUUGGUGACCGUCUUCGCCAUGGGGUUAAUCUUCGCAGGAGUGAUCUGUGCUGUUAAGUCCAUAAGCAAGUUCAAGAGCACUACACUUAACAGUAAUUACUGGACAGUGUCAAUGAUAACUGGAAUACCGGGAAUCCUGAUUCUAUCACUCAUCGCCGCGUGGUCGUGCUUACCAGGAGAGACAUGUUGUAAGAAGAGAUGCUUAGGCAGAUCCGGCAUUCAGGAAACCCAUGAAAUGUCAUCUAACCGAUCCACGGCCGUCUGUUAUAUCGCUUCCAGUGAUACACAAGACCCGAUGUCUACCCUUCUGGAGAGAAAAACAAACACAGCAGUUUUAAAAAGCACGGCUGUUCUCCCCCAAACAAAAUCGAUCAAGGAAUUGUCUCAAGUGGAUAUAAAAGUAUUCAGUACUCCAUGUAAAGAAACAGUCACUGGCAUGGCUUCUUUGGGUGAUGAUGUUUAUGUGACCACGACAUCUACUUUCUAUCAACUGAAUCCAACGGAGAAGGCUGGGCAGAAACAAUUUAAACGCAUCUUUGUUCGAUACGCGAGAUUCUUGUCACUGGGAAAAUAUAAAGACGGUUUGUUGAUAUGUGCAAGCGAUAAAUCCACCUUAGACGAAGAAAAUGUUAUAUAUCAAUGGAGCCCACGAGGUAAAAGAACUGAUAAGGUUUUUUUGCCAGUAAAAUCUACCAUUCUCUGGGCUCAGGAGGGGCGUGGAGAUGAAUUGGUGUAUGUGGCGCUUUCAAACCCAAAUGUCAUCAGCAAGAGAAAUCUCCAAAAGAAAACUGGAGAACAUAUUUGGAAUGGUGUGUUGAAGAAACCUGAGUGUAUCGUUCAGAAUUCCCGCGGUCAGUUUAUUGUCGCGGAUUCGGCUAAAAACGAUCUCUUCGUAUUUGAGGAAGAUGGAGAAUUUUUGUCAACUAUGAAAGUAUCUGUUCCCAAACAAUUUGAAGAAAAACUAAACAAGUGUAACAGAAUAGCCAUUGACGAGGACAAUAGGAUUUAUGUAUCUAGCCCAGGGUCUAGUGAUGUUCUUGUAUUUAAUGAGGACUUUAGGUUUGAGCGCAUGUUCCAAGAGUUUAGUGGAUCUAUGGAUGGAAUAUCUUGUCUUCUCGUCCAUAGCAGAUCGCUGUACGUCGCCCAUGGUGACAGCAUUUCCAGCUAUUCCCUUUAAACGAGCAUUCCUUGAGCAUCAUUACCUUAAUUUUUGGGCUCCCCUGCGUAUUUUAGGAAAACAUUCAUCGAGUUUUAAGAAAGCUUUGAAGCUAAAUAUCCUCCUUCCUUGUUAUGUACACUUCACAUUCGGCUCAUAUAACAUAACCAAACACAGGCUGUCACACAAGCUGUUACGGCUCACUUCGUCUUUGAAAUCUAUGUUCCUACAGCAUGACAGUCACAGCCAUAUUAUAUUAUAUACAACUGGAAAUAUCCCGAAACACUAUAUUACACCAUGCGAAGCUAGAGUAGUUUUUUUUUAACUAAAUGCAAUGUGGUUUUAACUAUUUACAUUUCUG
This is a messenger RNA of Liolophura sinensis, 2175 nucleotides long. RefSeq lists its product as uncharacterized. The record is from RefSeq and is a predicted model, not a curated record. Bases 60 to 1835 code for a protein of 591 amino acids. The transcript has 5 exons. Lineage: Eukaryota; Metazoa; Mollusca; Polyplacophora; Chitonida; Chitonidae.